Brettanomyces nanus is the source of this 993-nucleotide messenger RNA. RefSeq lists its product as uncharacterized. Lineage: Eukaryota; Fungi; Ascomycota; Pichiomycetes; Pichiales; Pichiaceae. The coding region runs from base 1 to 993 and encodes 330 amino acids. Gene Ontology annotation, cellular component: kinetochore; mitotic checkpoint complex; bub1-bub3 complex. The transcript has 2 exons. Gene Ontology annotation, molecular function: ubiquitin binding. The record is from RefSeq and is a predicted model, not a curated record. Gene Ontology annotation, biological process: mitotic spindle assembly checkpoint signaling.
AUGUGGGUCCAACUUCUUUCUCCUCCGGAGGAUCAUAUCACCUCACUCAAUCUUUCGGCUUCGAACAGCGAUUCUCCUGGACUUUACAUCACCUCUUUCAAAGGACGAAUAGCUCACUACAACGAACUUUCUGAGACAAGUAAACCUGCCAGUGUAGUGGAUGGAUUCUAUGAUUGUGCUCUCGACUCUUGUUUGAUAAAUGGUACUGCUGAAAAACUUGUAGUUGGUUCAUUAACAGGGCAGAUAUACAGCAUAGACCCAGUGAAAAGAGUGCUCCAACAAAACUCAUCCUUUGUCCAUGAAUCCGGCGUUCAAUGCCUUGUCUAUAACUCCUAUCGUAAACUGGUUCUUUCCGGAUCUUGGGAUCAUUCUGGUUGGCUACUUCCGGAAGGUUCUCAAGGAGGUAUUCAAUUACACUUCAAGGAGAAGGUUCAAGCGAUGGAUUCCAUAGACAAUUAUGCAGUUUACGCAUUAUCUACAGGUCAAAACGUUGUUUACGACCUCAGGAAGGUCGACCAACCGGUUAAAGAGGACGAUUCUACGUUCAAAUACCCUCUAACUACAUGCAUUUGCAUGAUUCCAGGCUGCAAGGGUUACACACAAGGCUCUAUGGAGGGAAAGGUGUCGGUCGAAACAUUCAACCAGGAUGUCCAGGUCCCAUCAUCUAAAUACACGUUCAAAUGUCACCGUACCGUUUUGGCAGACGACGUCGAAUUCGUGGGUCCUAUUAAUGACAUCGUUUUCCAUGAUAGCACCCGUUUCUUUACGGGAGGAUCCAAUGUUGAUCGUCGCGUGUGCAUGUGGGACUAUCUUACCAAAAAGAGAGUCAAGCAAUACAAAAACCUUCCCUUAGGAGUGUCCAAAAUGUGCUACGACAGCCAAUCAGGCCUACUCGUUGUCGCCAUGAGCGACGACUCGUUCAAGAACUCAGUCAGCAUAGAUGACAAAACGUUCUCUUCGAAAUCUUCCAUAGUUACGAUAAUUAAAACAUAA